Setaria italica (foxtail millet) is the source of this 1065-nucleotide messenger RNA. RefSeq lists its product as uncharacterized. Lineage: Eukaryota; Viridiplantae; Streptophyta; Magnoliopsida; Poales; Poaceae. The transcript has a single exon. Bases 218 to 883 code for a protein of 221 amino acids. The record is from RefSeq and is a predicted model, not a curated record.
CUCACAUAUAUAACCCUCUUCUUCUUCCUCCCCGAGCCAUCCGCCACAAAUUCAAUUCCCAGGCUCCAUUCCAUCUCUUUUUAAAAAAACGAAAGGCUCCACUCCAUCUCCUCUCCCAAGUCCAUUUGCAAGCUCACUUCGUACGAGUCCAGCUACGAGUACCGAUCUUUAUUGUUAGAAGCUUCUAUCUAUAGCAAAGGCGCGGCGCCAAGGCGUAAUGGGCAAUGGGCUCUCGAUCACCCCGUGCCUGCACCUGCCGGGGACGGCCGCGGCGGUGAGGCUGGUCUACUGGGGCGGGCAGGCGCGGCUGCUCGCCGACGACGGCGCCCGCGUCACGGCCGGGGACGUCGCGGCGGAGCUCCCGGCGCCGGCGACCGACCACGCCGUCUGCCCCGCGGACGCCUUCUUCGUCGGCCUCCCGAUCCCGGUGAUGUCCCCCGGCGAGGAGCUCCUGCCGGGGCGGACCUACUUCGUGCUCCCCGCGGCUCGGUUCCCCUCGCUCAAGGUGCUCACCGCCGCCACGCUCGCCGCGCUGUCGGCCGCGCCGGCGGCGGGGGCGGGGAGGACGAGGAAGGCGGCCCCGGCGGCGCUACCGUUCGAUGGGCAGUGCCCGUUCGAGUACGUGAAGGGCGACGGCGGCGCCGCGCUCAUCAGGGUCCUGCCGGAGUUCAUCGAGAAGGUGAUCACCUGCGACGGCGGCCCCGCGAAGGCGCCGAAGGCAACGUCGGCGGCGGAGCUGUGCAGCACGCCGGAGCUGAAGCGGCAUUACGCGCAGCUCGUGGGGCCGAGGAGCCGGCCGUGGUCGCCGAGGCUGGAGACGAUAGCGGAGAGCGACAGGAGCAGAUGGCUCAGGUCGCCGGCGAGGAUGCUGUCUUCGCGAUAGCCAUAACUAGUACUGAGUAGUAGUCUGCCAUACAGAUUUCGUUUAGAAUCAGGGACGAGCAGCAACAUGUACAGAUUGGUUGCACAUUUUUGUUGGAACGAUGGAGAUCACGUUGGUUACCCACUUACUCUUACUAACGAGGAUCAUUUCCGAUAAUGGAAGUUUUAUUGAUUUUUAAGAUA